AUGCAUUCUGGUGUUGACGAACAUGUACAGUCACUCUUGGAUCGUCUAUGCCGGCUUAAUUUGAAUAACGAAGCUGAAAACGAAGAACCCGAUUUUGUUCCCGAUGAUGAUCAUAAUGAUAAAGAAUCUGUUGAUGAUAUUUCAGCUUCCUGGGACACUGCGAUACGGCGAUUUCUUCAACAGUAA
Ambispora gerdemannii is the source of this 186-nucleotide messenger RNA. The record is from the annotation of a GenBank genome assembly. NCBI's taxonomy places the organism in Eukaryota, Fungi, Glomeromycota, Glomeromycetes, Archaeosporales, Ambisporaceae.